AUGGAGGAGUUAGCCCGAGAGAGCAUCAGCCUGCUGGCCUCAGCCUCAGCCAAGCCGCCGCUGGACGUGGGCUCCGGCCCGCGGCUCGGCUCCGUGGGGGCCAUCUUCAUCAUGCUGAAGUCCGCCCUGGGCGCCGGGCUCCUCAACUUCCCCUGGGCCUUCGAGAGAGCCGGGAGCAUCCGCAGCGCCGUCACCGUGGAGCUGGUGUCCCUCGUCUUCCUCAUCAGUGGGCUCAUCAUCCUGGGCUACUCCUCCUCCAUCAGCGGCCAGUGCACGUACCAGGCGGUGGUGAAGGAGGUGUGCGGGCCGGCCAUCGGUCAACUGUGUGAGAUCUGCUUCGUCUUCAACCUGUUCAUAAUCUCCGUGGCCUUCCUGGUCAUCGUGGACGACCAGCUGGAGAAACUGUGCGGCUCCAUGUAUGAGCUGAUAACUGGUUUGCCGGAGUCCGACUUGCCGCAUCACUUCUACACAAACCAGCGCUUUGCUCUGGUGUUGCUCUGCGUCCUCCUCAUCCUCCCACUGUCCAUCCCCAAAGAGAUCAGCAUCCAGAAAUACAUCAGUGGCCUCGGCACUCUGGCUGCGACCUACCUGACUGUGGCCAUCAUCGUCAAGUACCACACCACGCCGUCUGUCCAGGUUCACAUCGCCCCCCUCUACAGCAGCGGGAUCAGCUCCUGGGCCUCCAUGUUCAGUGUCAUCCCCACCAUCUGCUUCGGCUUCCAAUGCCACGAGGCGUCCAUCGCCAUCUACAGCAGCAUGGAGAACCAGCGGCUCUCUCACUGGGUCUUCAUCUCCGUCAUCUCCAUGAUCUUCUGCCUCGUCAUCUAUUCCCUCACAGGGGUUUAUGGGUACCUGACAUUCGGGAAGGACGUGAAGUCGGACAUCCUGAUGUCGUACAAGGGCGACGACAUCCUGAUGCUCAUCGCCAGGCUGCUGUUCGGAAUCUCCAUCAUCACCAUCUAUCCCAUCAUCCUGCUGCUGGGCAGAUCCGUGAUCCAGGACCCCCUGCUGAGCUGGCGGCGGCGGCGUUACGGCGUGGUGACGGUGAAGUUUGAAAGCCGCAGCCGCUACGCGCUGACAGUCCUGUGGAUCACCGUGACGCUGAUCAUCGCCGUCUUCGUGCCAGACAUCAGCAAGGUCAUCAGUGUCAUCGGAGGCAUCAGCGCCUUCUUCAUCUUCAUCUUCCCAGGACUGUGUUUGAUGUUCGCCAUGCAGUCGGAGCCCGUGUCCCUGAAGACCAGAGUCGUCCUCACGCUUUGGGGCGUCGUGACGUUGAUCUGCGGAGCCUUCAUCUUCGGCCAGAGCAGCACCAUCGCCGUCAUGCAGUUCCUCGGGAAGAUCUGA
This is a messenger RNA of Pleuronectes platessa (European plaice), 1344 nucleotides long. It is a transcript of the gene slc38a8a, whose product is annotated as solute carrier family 38 member 8a. The transcript is spliced from 10 exons. Gene Ontology annotation, biological process: amino acid transmembrane transport. Gene Ontology annotation, molecular function: amino acid transmembrane transporter activity. The record is from RefSeq and is a predicted model, not a curated record. NCBI's taxonomy places the organism in Eukaryota, Metazoa, Chordata, Actinopteri, Pleuronectiformes, Pleuronectidae. The coding region runs from base 1 to 1344 and encodes 447 amino acids.